This is a messenger RNA of Amblyraja radiata (thorny skate), 6687 nucleotides long. It is a transcript of the gene rp1l1a, whose product is annotated as rp1 like 1a. The record is from RefSeq and is a predicted model, not a curated record. The transcript is spliced from 4 exons. Lineage: Eukaryota; Metazoa; Chordata; Chondrichthyes; Rajiformes; Rajidae. Gene Ontology annotation, cellular component: axoneme. Gene Ontology annotation, biological process: photoreceptor cell development; axoneme assembly; retina development in camera-type eye. The coding region runs from base 114 to 6569 and encodes 2151 amino acids.
GUAUUGCUCAUAACAGUGAAGCUCCUCAUGGCAGAAUGAAGCACGGCAGUUUAUUUUUAUUGCAAACUUGCAUGAAUGAAGAUUCAUGUGUGAAAUUUGUCUGACAGAGCAAGAUGAACCAGGCUUCUCUGGGUUACUCUUCUAUUGUUUAUCCUCACAACUCUGAACAGCGUCUGCCUUCAGUUUCCAAGGCCACUAACCUGACUGAGGUAACUCCAGCUAAGAAGAUAACUUUCUACAAGAGUGGUGAUCCACUGUUCACUGGUGUAAGAAUGGCCAUUAACAAAAGGACAUUCAAAACAUUUGACGCCCUCUUAGAUGAUCUCACCAAGAAGGUAUCACUUCCAUUUGGUGUGCGUACAGUGACAACCCCUCAUGGAGUUCAUAACAUCAACACUUUGGAGCAAUUGGAAGAUGGAGGCAUGUAUGUCUGUUCGGAUAAAAAGCAUGUCAAACCAAUCAAUUUGAAUACAGUUGGAAGAAAGCUAACUGCGCGGCAGGGCAAUAACACAACUAAUACCCAUCAAAAUAUUGCAAAGAGGGCAAGACAGGAAGAUGGACAAGUGCAUCGUGUUCAUGCAGCGCAUAAAAAAAUAACACUCAUUAAAAAUGGGAACGUUGGCAUCCAAUAUUCAAUUGUACUACACAAAGGAAAUAUACACAGCUUCAGAAGUUUUCUCGAAGAUAUCUCUGAACUCAUGCAGUAUAAUGUGACCAAACUUUACACAAUGGAUGGAAGAAGUAUUGGCACCUUGCAGGCUCUUCUUCAAAGCCCUAAUGUGCUGGUGUGCGUUGGAUCUGAAGGUUUCAAACCAAUUAUGAAUGAAGAUGUCAGAGGACCAUCUGAAAAGCUGCCAGGUGUGCCAAGGAGGUCUCGGACCGAAAGCAAUAAUGAUUCAGCUGAUACCAAGAAAAACGAUAACUUUGGACUAGAAACUAAGAAAAGCAUAAUUCAUCCCAGAACACCAUCUCGGUCAUCCAGAUUUUCAUUAUCAUCAGACAAGUUAUUUCCUAAUACCUUGAAUAUGUCCUCAAACAACAAUGGGCAAACUUCAUUUGUGGAUCAACCACGUGAGAAUAAUUCCGAACUUAUUGAUUCUAUGAUAGAUGACAAUAUUGAGAAAAGAGUUAAAGUGAACAAGGAUGGCAGCCUUUCCGUGGAAAUGAAGGUUCGAUUUCGUUUGCUUAAUCGUGAGACACUUCAAUGGUCCACACAGAUCAAGAGAUCCAGUUUGGCUGGGAAAUCCAUGAAUGAACGUUUGUGUUCAGUGGAAGGCCAUGCCACGGAACAGGCUGAUCAAAGUAAUAGUUUUGAUGAAUCAUUUUAUCCAGCCGAUGGUGAUGACACCUGUGUUUCAAAACUCGAUGGAGCAGAAGCUGAAGAACUCUGCUGUGAGAACUGCUGCAAGUGUUGUCAAGGGUACGAUAUUUGGAAAAAUCCAUUGUAUGCUGAUAAUAUUACAGAAGUGAACUCCAGAAAUGGCAAAUACACUCACUCUUCUCAUUCAAGCACAUUACCAUGCCGACGUGUAACGUACAAAAGCGAAUCUGUUGAAAGCAUGCAAACAGCAUCAAGUGAAGAAUAUACACAUAUUGUACAUCAGAUAAAAAGCCAUUCAGAGUCUGUGGAAAAUAGGGACGAGGGAGCAGAAUAUUGUUCCCUGAGUCACUGUAGUAGCCAAAGUGGUGGCUAUACAUCUAGUUCUAAAAGUGUAGGAUAUCAUGAGAGUAAAACAUCUUUUUCUAGGAGUCAAAGUGCCAUUGCUUAUCAAUUUUCAUCACAUGGCUCUUCAAACAACAGUCAUCAAAACCUACAUGAUGGAGAUCUUUCCUGUGUUUCCAAAUGCAAUUCCAUCGGUUCCUCAAAGGGAAAGGUUGCAGUAAAAUCAACAGACAUGGCAGAAAAUGACAGGCUUGCUGCUUCGUACACCGGUUUUGCAGAUUCAAAAGUUGAUUUAAAAGAUGCUAACAUUAAAGCAACUGAUGAUGAACAAGCAAGUAACAUUAUUGCAUCUCGUCAUUGUGCAAAAUGCAAGAAACAAAUUAAACUGGAGGAUGAUUCCAAAGCAAGUUCUCAAAAUGGAUCUGCAAAUGGGUCAAAAUGUUCAACUAAUGAUUGGAAAGAAUCAGCUGCAUUGAACCAAUUGCACUCAAGCAUUAAAUCAAACUCUCCUACCCAAAUUACUGGUAAAAUAAAUGACACAAGUGAUACUGGGGGUACCGAUGAAGGCAAAGCAUAUUCACUUGAAUCCAGUUGCUCCAUUCACAGUGAUAAAAUGUCAGCUCAGGAAAUAUAUGAGGACAAUAGACCGGCAAAUAACAUUUCAUUAUCUUCAGCAAAAUCCAAAACUGGUAGUCAUAUUAAGAUAGAUUUAAAUGAAUUGGAAAGACAUUGUACUCCUAAAAUCCAUGGCAAAAAUUAUGAUAUUCAUGGAAGACCAAUAAGCAACACAACCGACGCAUCUUCUAAAAAGAACAAAAAACAAUCAACAAAUAAGCAGGCAGAAGAUGAUUCAAUUCCUUCUCGUUCAACUAACUCCUUAGGAUCAUUGACUGACGGUAAAGAUGAUAAUGUUUCAUGUUCAGACUUAAAUGGAAAAAAUAGAGUGAAACUAAAAUCUCAGUCAGCUACUUCCACCCAUUAUGAACAAUCAGCAGCAAGCCAAUGUGCAAAACAUAUUGUGACAAAUUUCAAUGACAAAAGUCGAAUAUCCUCUGAAUUGUUAAAUGAUAGCCUUUCUGACAGCUUAAGUAGAAGUGAAAGUGCCAUUUCAGAGGAUGAUGGGAGUUCUUCCACAUGUGUACCUGACAAUACUGAACCAAAUUUAAAAGCUGCUGAAAAUGUAAAAACAAGCAAUGAGGAUAAAACACUCUCUUCAACAUCGGAGUUACAAAAUGAAGUCAGUAUAGGAAUGGAGCAAGUAAGAAGCCAAACAGCUAGCAGGAUUUGUAGUGGUAUUUCUAAAGCAUCUGCUGUCAAGGCUGAUGAAAGUCAAGAAAUGCAGCAAGUUGAAAGCAAACCAGAAAACAAUGAUAUUUCAAUACCUCCAACUAUAGCAAAGGUAGAUCUUUUGUCUUGUAAGACAAAUGAAAAAGCAGCAAUUGAAAUAAACACAGUGGCAGAAAAUGUUUCUGUUCAGAGCAUGCCUCAGUCUUUGGAGCAAAGAGGAAAGGGUGGUGGUAAAAGGACUCCACAUUCACACACAGAACCAGGUCAGAAAUCUAAAAGGAGCUUGACUCCUAAUAAAGUAACAGAUAAAACACUUACUGAAUUUAAGCCACCCACACCAGGAGCUGAAUCGAAUUUAAUUGAAGGAAGCACCAGUCAAAAAUCUCAGAAAGAAAACAGCAUUAAAAGUGAUAAUGACAAGAAGAGUGAAAAAGUCAGUAGCAAAGAAAAAAAUAAGCAUAAUAAUAAUGUAAAACAAAAUAAAAUAAAAAAAUCUAAUCAUCCUGUUGCAGUUGCAUGUGGAAAGAAUUAUCUUAUACCCGGUGUAUUGCCAAAUCCAUCUCUUGAAGAGGCUGUUCAUGAAUGGUUGAAGAAUAUUCCAUCAGAGAACAUGCUCAUCAAAUAUGACAGCAUUGAGGAGUUCCAAGGUAAGUGUGAAAAAUCAGCAGCAGGUGUGACAGAAGGAGAAAAAACUGAAGAGUGUACAAAAACAUUUGAAGAGAAACCACAUGAAGUGGAAUCUACUGCAACCAAUCUUGAUUUUAAAGAGCAAAACAAUUUUGAGUUGGAAACAUUGGAAUGCAGCAAUAGUUCAAAAGCAGAAGAUGAAAUUUCAGCCCAGCCUAAUGUCAAAGCGGCAGAUAUACUGCAAUCUAAGCCAAUUAGUUCUUGCUGUUCCACAAUGAAGCAAAGUCUACGAGAUGACAUUUUACCAAGCAACGUGCAUUCCCCUGUUGAGGUUAUAAAAGUUUUUCUUUCUUCUAGGCAGAGAGUAAAAAUGGACAGGUCAAAUAGUGUGCCCGAUUUAAAUAUUGCACAUGAGAGAAACCUAAGCCAUUUAGCCAAGGCCCUGUUGACAUGUCUUGCCAGUCUGCAGUUUUUUGAUAAAGAAUCUUCUGAUUCUGCGAGCAAGUUCAACAAUGUUGAGAAUUCUGCACAGAAAGAGCUUUUAAGUAUUUUAAAGUCACUCUGGUAUACUGACAUUGCUAAAGAAGGUGAAGGAGAGCUCUCCCAAAGUGUUGUUAAAAAUUCCAAAACUUUUAAAGGCCAUAAUUCAGCUGAUGAUAACAUAACGCCGGUCUCCUCUUCUGGAGUGGAUGUCAACAGUGGAUCUGGAGGUUCAGGAGAUGGUAGUGUGAGUGGGGGAAAGGAUGUCUCUCCAGCAGCAGAGAGAAACAAAAGUGACUUAAAAACAAAAACCUGUACCAGCAAGACAGAUGAGAUAUCAAAGCAAAAUCAACCUUCUAUAAUGACAAACUCAUUUGAAGAGUGCUCUAAAAUAUAUACUGAACAAAAUGAGAAAUAUGAAAAAAACUCAAUAUCGUCCAUAGAGUCUGCAGUGACAAAUGCUUCACAGAGGAAGGCAAAGGUAAGAAGCUGCAGAAAUGCAGAGCACAAGUCAAAAGAUAGUAAUAACUUUGAAAAACGGUCUCUUUCAAGAAACUCAAAAUUAUCGCAGUCAGAUAUUACCUCAUCCAGUUCAGUUACCCAAGACAUAGCUUGCCAUGUCCGAUGGAACAGCGAGGAGCAAAGUAAUGAUAAGCAUUUUGUCAAAAAUGCAGACAACGUAGGGAAUGGCACACAGGACGCAACUCACAACUUACAGGAACAGCAUGCUCCAGGAGCAGAAGGAAUGAGGCCAUCUGCUAAGAACAGCAUUAAUAUGGAAGACAUGGUUCAUCAUAACAAGGCAAAAGAUUAUAAAGAGGGAGUCAGUACAAGCAAGCCUGAAGAAAUUGACGAAACAACAAAAACAUUUGAUAAUAUCAAUGGAAUAAAAGUAUCAGAGGAAAUAGCAAGUGCUAAUACAGCACAAGAGGUCAUGGCUAAGGUAAAGGCUGUGCCAAUAGAAAGGAAAUUAGCUGAUCCUGAUCCAGCUUGGUUACUCAAACUGCUGAUAAAACUGGAAAAGCAAUUUAUUACACAUUAUGUGGACGCAAUGAAUGAUUUUAAAAUUAGAUGGAAUUUAGAACCCGAUGGACGAUUAGAUCAGAUGAUUGAGGAAUUAAGAGAUGACGUCAGUCGAAGAAUGCAAGGAAGCAUUGAAAGAGAGUUUAGAAAAGUCCAAGGUAGGGCAGGUAAGAAGAAGCCGUCACCUCCACAGGAACCACAGAGAUGCGAGUCAUCCGGGCAAACAGAACAGAGACGGAGACGGCUAAAAGCCAUGUAUAAAAUGGAAACAUUUUCUCCAUCUUCUAAAGAAUCUGAUCAUGAGUACAGCGCAAAUGAUUUUUCAUCUCUGGCAUGUGAUGAGAAUCUGAGUUCCCAUCUGAAGGGAGGUGACAAAGUUGAUGCUCAAGAUCAGCUUGAAAAAGUAUGUCCUUGUGAUUACAGCACAGGUAAAUACAAGUCUCCAAACCUUGCAGCAAAUCAAAAGCAAACCAAAACUUUGGUCAAAAACUUUGAUUUGAAAGAAAUCCUUAGAAUGAAAAUGAAUAGACCUAAUGAGCAAAUAACAAAACAGAUUAGCACAGAUGGGGCCGAGGAAUUAUUGAACAAGGAAAUUAAGAAAAGUGGUUGUAAUGAGAAUGAAGCGUUGGAAUCUGGUUAUAUUAACAAUGAAGUCGGUCAGAAUUUAGGGGAUAUUAAAGAAGUAGAUAUAUGCAAUGAUGAUCAAGGAAAUAAAAGUGAAGUUGGAGAAUUAGCAAAAAUAAAAUCAAUUGAUGGCCAAAAGACCAAUGAAGAUCAAGGUGAUCUGGUUUAUAAAGAUGAAAGUCUGCAUCAAAAUGACAAAGCAAAUCCCCAGUGUGCUGAGUGCAAAGCAGGUGACAGUGAACAUAAUAACGAAGAAGCCAGCACUAUAACUAUGAAAUGCAAAGAGCAGAAUGAAGAAGAUGAUUUAAUAUCCAAUGAUACAGAUCUAGAGACAAGAAAUGAUAGUAAAUUAGAAUCACCAAAUUCUUAUAGUCCGAAAAUGUCCGAAAACAAUGUAAGCGAGACUGUGGAGAAUAAUGUUAGAGAUGAUGAGGUUCAAAAUUUGGAUAACAAUGUUUCAGAGGAGCACGUAAAAUCUGAUGUUAUUAAAAACUUCCACAAAGAGGUAUUGGACAUGAACGGAGCAUUAGCUACAAGUGGGAAUGUUAUCAAUUGCCCACAGCACUCUGGAGAGGGAGCACUAGAAGAUUCCACUGAAGAAAACACGGCUGAUAACAUUCAGGGGAGUGCUAAAGAAGCUACAAGCAGCAGUUCAAAUAGUGCAGGAAACAAAUCGUCCCAAAUGUACCCAGGAAGCACAUCAGAUGAAGACAGAAAAAGCAUUGGUACAAGUGCUGAAGUAUCUGAAGAUGAGAAAGAAACAAGACAUAAUUCAGCCACCGAUCCUGAGCAUAAAGUUUCUAUGAGGAACCAAUCAAAGAAACCUAGUUGCAAUGAGUUCAAUGAGGAUGAUCUGGAUUUUUAAGCAUUCCGAAAAAUGGCUGAUAAUAAUUCUAAUCAAUAUGGUUACAUUGAGUUAAACAAGUUUAAACCAAUUAUUAAAUUUCUCCACAUAUAUAAAAUAUUAGUGUAAUAUAAGAAUA